AUUUGCGAAGAAGGUGGAUCCUCCUUUCGGCUCGCGGGGAAAACAUGGCCACUUUCAGUGUCAGCCGGUGCCGCUGGAUUCGAUGGAUUCUUACAGCCGUGAACAUUUUGUUGUGGGUGGAUCAUGGACGAUCUCAGUCGACGACCCUUAGCCCCGGGAGUUGCGAGGUAGAUGAUCCAGGCGAAGUUGCUGAGAAGGUUGUGGAGAAACAACAUCGUCAGGACUCGCUGAAUUUGUUGUUGUUUUUGAUCUUGUUGGUGAUAACCAUCCUCACAACAUGGCUAUUCAAACAUCACCGGUUCAGGUUUAUGCACGAAACUGGACUGGCGAUGAUCUAUGGUGUGAUAGUUGGAGUCAUCGUUUACUACGUCUCCAAGGGCAGCGGAGAGGCAUCGAUGGUCUACACCCAGGAGGGGUCCUGCGGAGAGGUCAACGCCCCCAUGGACAUGUACCUCCACCUCACGUACGAGGACUUCGGGGAGCACACGGCCAACGUGACGUUCCUCUACAUCCGAGACAGCGUGGUGGGACAGGUACAGGCCAGGUCCAGAGACUUUGGCGCAAAGCUGCAAUUUGAUCCAGAGAUUUUCUUCAACAUCCUUCUGCCACCCAUCAUAUUCUAUGCAGGAUACAGCUUGAAAAGAAGACACUUCUUUCGGAACCUUGGAUCGAUCCUCACAUUUGCUUUUGCCGGGACAGCCAUAUCCUUCUUGGUCGUUGGUGGCAUCAUGUAUCUGUUUGUGAUUGUUAUCAUGAAGGAGACCAGGGUUACAAGCCAAGAUUGUUUUCUCUUCGGAGCACUCAUCUCUGCUACCGACCCAGUGACUGUCAUAGCAGUGUUCCAAGACCUGCAUGUUGAUGUGGACAUGUUUAUUCUGGUCUUUGGGGAGAGUGUACUCAACGAUGCUGUGGCUAUUGUACUGACCAGGACAGUAGAAGAGUUUUCUGACACGGCUUUCACGGCAGGAGGUUUCUUCAGAUCAUUAGGCCUCUUCGCUGGGAUUUUCAUGGGCUCCUUUGCCAUGGGCGCCGCUAUGGGCAUUAUUACAGCUAUUAUUACCAAAUUUACACGUUUGAGAGAUCACCCUCUCCUAGAAACAGCUUUAUUCACACUGAUGUCAUAUAGCUGCUAUCUUAUGGCUGAAGCUGCACAACUAACAGGUAUUGUUGCUGUUUUGUUCUGUGGAGUCACGCAAGCUCACUAUACAUACAAUAAUUUAUCAGAGGAAUCAAAGAGGAGAACCAAGGAGACAUUUCAAUUGCUGAAUUUCUUAGCAGAAAGCUUCAUCUUUUCUUACAUGGGUCUAUCCGUCUUCAAUCAUUCAAACAAGCAGUUUAGUGUGGGCUUCACGGGUGCGGCGUUUUUUGGCAUUAUUCUAGGGAGAUCACUGAAUAUUUAUCCACUAUCAUUUCUACUUAAUCUGGGGCGGAAAGAGAAGAUCCCAUGGAAUGUACAACAUAUGCUUUUCUUCUCAGGCCUGCGAGGGGCCAUUGCUUUUGCGUUAGCGAUCCGUAACAAGGCCACCUACGGCCAGGAGCUCAUCUUAACGACAACCCUCAUCAUCGUUCUCGUGACGGUCAUCUUCUGUGGAGGAAUAACGACACAGAUGCUAGCCUGGCUCAAGAUUCGCGUUGGGGUGUCCGAUGAUGAUUCCAACCAAAAUGCUUUCCACGCGGGAUCGUCCAUGGCUUAUUCACAGAUAUCAGAGCAGGAGAGCCGACUAAAAAGGAGAAAACAGCAGGCCUGGGUCAUCAGAAAGUGGUACGACUUUGAUUAUAGGUUCCUUAAACCAAUCUUCACCAAGAAAGGCGCCGACUUGAGAGAAAACGUGCCAACGUGUUGCUUACCUUUAGCAGUGUGUUUAACAGUACAGGAUGAUAACCCGAGCAUCAACGAUGACAGCGACGACGAUUUCAUCCUCGUAGAUGACAUCAACCCGAGCAUGCCCGACACCAACGGUGCAAGCAGCGGGCCAGCGGACGACCAGGGCCCACGAACGCUGGAUGAUGAAGGCGUACUUGAGGGGGACCUGGGGUUGGGGGAUCAUCAGCUAAGAUCAAGGGGGAUAAUUGGGUCCAACGACCCCGCCCCUACCAGUGUAUAACUAGAGUGGAGAUGGUGGUAGUGGUAGAGGUAGAGAUGUUAUGUAAUAGUACACUCAGACUUACUUACCAAAGGUUCAGGGGGACCUAGGGUUGGGGGAUCAUCAGCUAAGAUCACGGGGGAUUUUCGGGUCCAACGACCCCGCCCCUACCAGCGUAUAACUAGAGUGGAGAUGGUGGUAGUGGUGGAGAUGUUAUGUAAUAGUACACUCAGACUUACUUACUACAGUAGUCCCUGUGUGAAGUGUUAGGGGAUCCAACGGCCCCGCCCUUGCCCGAGUAGGAUAGAGAUGGUGGUACA
Messenger RNA from Strongylocentrotus purpuratus (purple sea urchin), 2404 nucleotides. Its product is annotated as sodium/hydrogen exchanger 6. The transcript is spliced from 15 exons. Gene Ontology annotation, molecular function: sodium:proton antiporter activity. Gene Ontology annotation, biological process: sodium ion transport; regulation of pH; proton transmembrane transport. The coding region runs from base 45 to 2105 and encodes 686 amino acids. NCBI's taxonomy places the organism in Eukaryota, Metazoa, Echinodermata, Echinoidea, Camarodonta, Strongylocentrotidae. Gene Ontology annotation, cellular component: membrane; recycling endosome. The record is from RefSeq and is a predicted model, not a curated record.